Messenger RNA from Fraxinus pennsylvanica, 348 nucleotides. The record is from the annotation of a GenBank genome assembly. Lineage: Eukaryota; Viridiplantae; Streptophyta; Magnoliopsida; Lamiales; Oleaceae.
AUGAUUGCAUUGGCUUUAGAAAGUAUAAGAACUGUUUAUCAGAGCCAUGGGAAUUGGAAUAAUGAAGUUGGGGUUUCAUUGACUUUCAUUGGGAUACCGAGGAAUGUCGGGUUUGGGGUGUUGGAGUUGGGAAGGAGCAAGAAUGUAAGGGUGAUUCUGAAUGCGGGUGCUUCACAUUUGGAGAAUUUCGCGAGUUUGGAGGAGGUUUUGAUGGCAAAGGGGGAGAUUUUGAGAGAUGCAAUGCAAGGGGACAUUUGUGUUUUGAAUGCUGAUGACCCUCUUAUCACGAGUCUUCCUAUCCCCAUGGGUGUCAAGAAGGUUGGUGAGAUUUUAACUUUAAACUUUUGA